CAACCUCACCUUGACGGAGGUGGUAUUCCAGUGCAUUUCUUCGUUCCUUAGGGGUUGUGAUUAAACAACCUGACGCUCAUUACAACACCCAGCCGAGCCUCCAUGUCUCCUGUCAAUUGUUUGAUGGUACCGUAAUCAUGCUGCCUGAAGAUUGGCCCCCAACUACAAUCGCAACCUCUCCCUCAAACUGCCGAGAUUUAUGCUCGAAUUUGUUUGCGCCAAUUCCAAUUAUGACAUCUGGUUGAGAUUUUUGCAGUCUGUUAGGUGUUUGAUUGGGCCGACUGGGUCGAUCGCUGCCUCGCAAGAUGCAGUUAUAUGUCGACACUGCCAUGGUGAGCCUGGUCGCUUUUGGUCGCCCGUGUGGCUCCCGAGGUUGAGACCAAUGGGCCGGCAAACAAGCACAAUUUGUGGGGAGCUGAGAGGUCAGGUAUAGGGAGUCUCGGUGAGGGGAGCUAUUGUUAAUAAGGGGUUGGUUGUCCGUCGAGGAUGUUGGUUCCAAUUUUGGAUCAUCCACCUCAGGUGUCACUCGAUGGGACCACGACAAGCAAGACACACACACUUGGCACCUAUUCAUAUUGCAGAUCCAGGAUACGCACAUCCAAGCCUUUAUGAAUCAGGGUGACCGGCCAUGCCUCUGGCAAGACGGAAACAUGACGGUGACACUGGACACAACCGAUAUGACAACCGGCGACCUCAGGGGUCCAACCGUGUCCACGCAACCGAUCAGUCAAACAAUGGCGUGUUUGGAUUCUUCAUAAACAAGGCUGAGGACAAGGCUGAUGAGGGAAGGAAAAGAAUCGAAGAGGAAAGGAAGAAAAUCGAAGAGGAGAGAGAACGAACCCGGAAAGAAGACCUGAAAAACCAGGAACAAGAUGCUCUGAGAAAUGGCAGAAAACAGACAUCGCCCACAGCAAGCGAAAAGCGGUCUUCCACAGCCCCGGCAGCUACAAAUACGCCAACGGCUGUGUUAACGAAGCUGCCUCAGGAAGCCAACACUAGGUCAGCUAUAAAACAAAUACCAACCACGACAUCCCAAGCCCAAGAAAACCCAAAUACUCAGAUUGUGGUAGAUGGUUUUGAAACGGGCACCAACGGCGUCCCUUCUUCCAGCAUCAUCACCUCUUACACAACUCAAGGGACAAAUGCACCUGAACCCCCCGUCGCGCCUGACCUCACAAUCCCGACGGCUGCACCGACACACACCCUCAACGCUGGCCAGAUAGCUGCAAUCGUCAUUAGCUCGGUUGGCCUUGCCAUCCUCCUCCUCAGCGCUGUUUUUCUCUUCCUUCGCUUCCGCCGCCAUCAACAGCACCCCGGGGCCUCAGCCCACUCUCUUUCCAAGCCCGACCUUCCCCCACAGAACCACCACCACCAUCCUUACAGCCAACUACUCUCCGCUCCUCUCCCACCUGAGACCACCAACGCCCUCCCCGAGGUAUCCAAACCGCGCCCCACAAUCUCUCGCUGGCUGUCCCAAGUCCGGGCUGAAUCACACCCUCACCUCCCUAAUCACCCUCCUUCCAUCAGCCUCCCCUCCUUCUCUUCCCACUCAGGCAGCCAGGCAAGAGCGCGCGGACAACCAGACAUGGUCUCGGAUAUAUCCUCUCAAAUAUCGGGAUUUACAUACCCAACAGUUACUGUGAGCAGUGGAGGGAGAAGCUUCCGACCGCCUACGCAGCUGAGACCACCGACGGGGUCGUCAAUGGGAAGCUCAGGAAGGGAUGUGAAGGGGAUGAAGCCUGUGCAUCCCAGUAUAUACAUUUCUCCUGCUACAGCGUCCAAUAGUACGGGGAGCGUCAAUAGUCAGGGGUUGUUGGGAGGGUUUCCGCUGCCGCCGGGACGGUUGAUGGAAGAGAUUCAAGUUGGUGGGGAGGAGGUGGUUUCGCCUGUGAGUCUGGGUUUGGGUACGGGUCUGGGGACGGGGGUGGGAAACGGGGCGAGGUUGUCGGGGUUGGGGGUGGGAAGGGGUUAUGAGGAGGCAGGUGAGUAUAGUGAGGAUCGGAGGGGGAGUUGGGAGGUGGAUGAGAGGUUGGGGGUGUUGGAGGGGAAUAGGGGGUCUGUUUAA
This is a messenger RNA of Podospora bellae-mahoneyi, 2065 nucleotides long. RefSeq lists its product as uncharacterized. The record is from RefSeq and is a predicted model, not a curated record. NCBI's taxonomy places the organism in Eukaryota, Fungi, Ascomycota, Sordariomycetes, Sordariales, Podosporaceae. Bases 629 to 2065 code for a protein of 478 amino acids. The transcript is spliced from 4 exons.